AGCGCAGCGGAGCCGAGCGAGCGGAGUCAGGGAUCGGAGCGCGGCGAUCACUGCGGGUCUCGGGUGCGCGAGCCGCGGCGCGUGGGCCCCGAGCCGAAAAGGACCGAAACCCGGCUUGCGGCGGCGGGUGGGGCCGCCGCACGGGAGGGCAGAAAGAAGAAAUGAUGUAAACCAUUCACUAUCCAAACUUUAAGGUCGAAGGUGGGAAGGAAGGUCAGGAAGAACAUGGGCUGGCCAAAUAUUUUUCAGAGAGGAACUCUGCUGUCCCGGUUCAGCCAUCACCACAUCGUCGUUUUCCUGCUCACCUUCUUCAGUUAUUCGUUGCUCCACGCGUCAAGAAAAACUUUUAGCAAUGUCAAGGUCAGCAUCUCUAAGCAGUGGACCCCAAGUGCUCUUAACAAAUCAGUUGAACUGCCUGUAGAGGUCUGGAAUAGCAACCAUUUGUUUCCCAGUGCGGAGGAAGCCACUCUUUUCCUCGGAACUCUGGACACUAUUUUCCUCUUCUCCUAUGCUGUGGGCCUUUUCAUCAGUGGUAUCGUUGGGGAUCGGCUUAAUUUACGAUGGGUCCUAUCUUUCGGCAUGUGCUCUUCUGCGUUAGUGGUGUUUGUCUUUGGCACUCUCACGGAAUGGCUGCACUUCUACAGCAUGGGGCUCUACUGCUGCCUGUGGAUUGUGAACGGCCUGCUGCAGUCCACUGGUUGGCCCUGUGUGGUUGCUGUUAUGGGCAACUGGUUUGGGAAAGCUGGACGAGGAGUUGUUUUUGGUCUCUGGAGUGCCUGUGCUUCAGUGGGCAACAUUUUGGGAGCGUGCCUAGCUUCUUCUGUUCUGCAAUAUGGUUAUGAGUAUGCCUUUCUGGUGACGGCUGCUGUGCAGUUUGCUGGUGGGAUCAUCAUCUUCUUUGGACUCCUGGUGUCACCAGAAGAAAUUGGUCUCCCAGCUAUUGAGGCAAAAGAAAAUUUGGAAGAAGAUUCCCACAGGCCAUUAAUUAAUGGUGCUGAAAAUGAAGAUGAAUAUGAGCCUAAUUAUUCAAUUCAAGAAGGAAGUCCUAUUACUCAAGUCAAGGCAAUAAGCUUUUAUCAGGCUUGUUGCCUUCCUGGAGUUAUACCGUAUUCACUGGCCUAUGCCUGCUUGAAGUUGGUGAAUUACUCCUUCUUCUUCUGGUUGCCCUUUUAUCUGAGUAACAACUUUGGAUGGAAGGAAGCUGAAGCUGACAAGCUGUCCAUUUGGUACGAUGUUGGAGGAAUUAUAGGUGGAACUUUGCAAGGCUUCAUCUCUGAUGUGUUACAGAAGAGAGCGCCAGUUUUAGCUCUGAGUCUGCUUCUAGCGGUUGGGUCCCUCGUUGGAUAUAGUCGUUCUCCAAACAAUAAGUCCAUUAAUGCACUUCUGAUGGCUGUGACAGGAUUUUUUAUUGGUGGACCCUCUAAUAUGAUUAGCUCUGCUAUUUCUGCGGACCUGGGUCGCCAGGAGCUGAUCCAAGGGAGCAGUGAGGCUUUGGCGACCGUCACGGGAAUUGUUGAUGGAACUGGGAGCAUCGGAGCUGCCGUGGGCCAGUAUUUGGUGUCUUUGAUCCAGGAUAACCUAGGAUGGAUGUGGGUUUUCUACUUUUUCAUUCUCAUGACAAGUUGUACAAUUCUAUUUAUUUCACCAUUAAUAGUGAGGGAAAUAAGCUCUCUUACACAAAGACGACAAGCUCGCAUAUUGAGUGAGUGACCGGUGCCCACAAAAGAACAAGAAUAAUAGGAGACACAUCGGGACUAUUGUUUCUUUUAAUUCACCCUGUUUUGGGGUUGUCUUAAGAACUCCACCAUAACCUCAGAUUGUUAAGCCUCUUUCAACAGUGUCAGCCGCCUGAGACGCUGACGGGGUGAAGGCUGGGCUGUUUUUCUAUACUACAGGAAUUAUUGUCGAUGAUUUUUACUGUUGUUGUUUCAUGAAUGUACUGAAUGGCCUCUGAAUCUGCCAGCGUCUUUGUUUGGCCUGCGGAGGUUCCUCCCUUAACUUUAAAGACUGUAUUGACCUUGGACCCUUGUCCUCCCGCCUGGAAAGCUGCGUGACCACAGGCAGUUGUGCGUGGUUUGUGUCGGUGACGUGCUUCAUGAAUAGGAGGAUCAUUGCAUUUUGCCUUGGUCAUGAGUUUGCAGAGUGGCUCAUCUUUGAAGCAUCGGAUCCUGAUGAAGUGCUCAGGCUGGAUCAAGCAUACGCCUGCCGUGGACAAAGAAUCCCUUUGUUGACUGUGGUGGGAAAAACCACACUACAUGCUGAUUGUCUCGGUCAGUCUGUAUCUGAUCUAAAGUCCCUCAGCUCCAGAAGCAGAAGUGUCUUCAAAUUAUUGUCAACUUGUUCUCCUCCAUCUUCAUUCAGAAUUAGCUUUGACUCCCAGGAGUAUUUAGUCUUCCUUUCAAGGACCAUGUGGUACAUUAGUUGUCGUGAACAUUCCAGUGUGUAACUCACAACCAAAGUUGUGUACCCAACCCCAGGUUGGCUGUCUGGGAAUUUUAGAAUCCACUAGGAAGGUAAUCUCCUUAGCCCUAUUUUCAGAGAAUUGAUCUCUGUCACAACCGGGUUCCUUGAGUUACCUCAGCAGAAGACUAGAAUUAGGGAAAAGAGAAAGACCUUUUGUCCUAGUGAGCGUUAAGUGUGUGACAUUGAAUCACAUUAAUGGAUUACUAGGACCUGAGGAGUAUCUAGGUGUCUAUUCUUUAGAAGUUUGUAGAGUGUAUGUCUUCAAGGCUGUGAAUUCUAUACCAAUUAUCAAUAUUUUAAGGUCAUUCUGUAUAUAUAUUUUAAAUUAUGUAAGGGAACCAGGGGGAAAAUGUGCAAUUUUGAGGGCUGCCUAAUUUGCAUUGGGUUAGGGAAUAUUUUUCAACCUCUUGCUUUAUACUCUGAAAUGUGGUAUGUUUAUGAACUGGUUAAUGUUAUUUAAUCAAGCAGAUUUCCAGUCAUUUGAUUGCUCAUUACUGACAAAAAGGGAAAUAUGAAACACAGGGAUGGAAAAUAAACUGACUUUUAUAGUAAG
Molecule: messenger RNA, 3016 nt
Organism: Equus caballus (horse)
Lineage: Eukaryota; Metazoa; Chordata; Mammalia; Perissodactyla; Equidae
Gene: SLC37A3
Product: solute carrier family 37 member 3
Biological process (GO): transmembrane transport
Cellular component (GO): endoplasmic reticulum membrane
Molecular function (GO): transmembrane transporter activity
Source: RefSeq, a predicted model, not a curated record